UCAGUCUUUACAGUCAACCACGAACUCUUCAAGAUGGCAGAAUCUCCAAAGGUAGCCAUAAUUACUGGUGGAGCCUCCGGCAUGGGCCUCGCUGUCGCCCGUACUCUCGCCAACCGCCCCGACUGGCACGUCGCCAUCCUCGAUCUCCACGAGCGCGACGCUCUCACCACUCUCGGCGCCGCCUCAUCAUUCCACCGCGCCAACGUCUCCUCCUACGACUCCCUCGCCUCAGUCUUCCACGAGAUCUACACCACGCACAAGCGCCUCGACUUCGUCUUCGCCAACGCCGGCAUUGCCGAACACGCCAACUUCUACGCUAUCCACGACGUCGACGGACCCCCGCCCCCCGUGACUGGCCUUGACCCCAUCGUCGAUAUCGACUUGAAGUCUGUGGUCAUGACAGCUUAUCUGGCGCUGUACUACUUCCGGAAGAGUCCCGGUGAAACGCGGGACAAGAGCAUCGUCAUGACAGCGAGCUGUGGCGGUCUCUACCCCUCGUACUACUCGCCCAUCUACACGGCCACCAAACACGGCGUCGUCGGCUUCAUGCGCAGCAUCGCGCGCCAUUUCUUCCUGCAAGAGGGGAUCCGCGUGAACGCGGUGUGUCCGGGCAUCGUGCGGACGAAUCUGCUGGAUGCGAAGGAGUGGGCGAAUUUCCCGGAUGCGUAUUUCACGCCGGUGGAGAAGAUCGCGGAGACGGUGGUUAUGAUGGUGGAUGGGAUGGAUGAACAGGUGAAGGUGGAGGGGCAGAUUUGGGGGAAGGCGGUCGAGGUGAGUGGGGUCAAGCAUUAUUAUAGGGAUGCGCCGGAGUUUUGUGAUGAGGCGAUGCGGGCGGUGAUGGGAGCGACAGAUAUUGUGGAGUUGAAGACUUGAUGGGUUGGUGGGUGGUAAAGGGGGGGCAGAUUGGGAUACCCUAGUUAGUACGACCUGAG
Mytilinidion resinicola is the source of this 932-nucleotide messenger RNA. RefSeq names its product NAD(P)-binding protein. NCBI's taxonomy places the organism in Eukaryota, Fungi, Ascomycota, Dothideomycetes, Mytilinidiales, Mytilinidiaceae. Gene Ontology annotation, molecular function: oxidoreductase activity, acting on the CH-OH group of donors, NAD or NADP as acceptor. The record is from RefSeq and is a predicted model, not a curated record. The transcript has 2 exons. The coding region runs from base 34 to 873 and encodes 279 amino acids. Gene Ontology annotation, cellular component: cytoplasm.